Molecule: messenger RNA, 2841 nt
Organism: Entelurus aequoreus (snake pipefish)
Lineage: Eukaryota; Metazoa; Chordata; Actinopteri; Syngnathiformes; Syngnathidae
Product: zinc finger protein OZF-like
Exons: 3
Coding region: 522-1871 (449 amino acids)
Biological process (GO): regulation of transcription by RNA polymerase II
Cellular component (GO): transcription regulator complex; PcG protein complex
Molecular function (GO): DNA-binding transcription factor activity, RNA polymerase II-specific; RNA polymerase II cis-regulatory region sequence-specific DNA binding
Source: RefSeq, a predicted model, not a curated record
AACUUGGAAGUGGUCAAUUGAAAGGUUGCUAGCGCGACCUCCUGUACUGUAGAAUGUAGUAUGGACCAUAGGACAGGACGAAGAAGUCCCGUUAAGAAGCUGUGGAGGCCUAAGAUGCUCUACUAGUCUGCUGGAAAUCCAAAGAAGACGAAGGAGUAAAAAGCAAAAUGGCGUUUGACAGAGAAGGCCUAAACGUGGCCACUGGCCAUUAUUGUUUCUCUAUUUGUAUUUAGUGCAUACAUGUACGCAUAUAUGUCGUGUAGUAGAUGAAACAUUGUUAGUCAUUGUUUGUAUCCGGAUACAUUAGUCUGAGCGCACUUUAUGUGCUAGCUUAGCUUGCUAGUUAGCUUAGCUUGUUAGCUGCUAACAAAGAGGCGCGGACGUUAUCAACACAUCGCUAAGUAGAGAUCAAAUGUGAGUGUCAAGUGUUGUGAUUGUGUGAAAAUGUGCGAAAGAACGAUAGCAAAGUACGAGGAGGAACUUUGUCCAACAAAAGAGGAGAAGGAGCGACAACAUCAACUAUGGACGCUGUUUUCAAGAAACAUCAAGUUGUGUUACACAGAACAGACGUCCAGCAGCCCCCUCACAUUAAAGAGGAAGAGGAGAAUCCACAGCCUCCCCACAUUAAAGAGGAAGAGGAGGAUCCACAGCCUCCCCACAUUAAAGAGGAAGAGGAGGAAGUGUGGAUCAGUCAGGAGGGAGAGUGUCUUCUAGGGCAGGAGGAGGAUGAUGUCACCAAGUUUCCACUGACUGUUGUCUCUGUGAAGACUGAAGAGCAUGAAGACAAACCACCUGAGUCCUCACAGCUUCAUCACAGUCCAACGGAGAGUCAUGAAGAGGAGCGGCACACCAGUGUGGGACAGAAGGAGCUACAGGCCCCCUCCCACAUUAAAGAGGAGCAGCUUCAUGAUGAAGAUGAAGCUCAGUCCUUACAGCUUCAUCACAGUCAAAGUGAGGAGAACAGAGGAGCGGAGCUUGAAAGUCAACACAUCACAGAAGCUGAUGGAGAGCAUUGUGAAGAUAUAAAGUCAGAACCAGACAGCAUCUUUGCUCCACUGUCAGACAUGGACCACAUGAUGUCAGACUCUUCUGAUCACAGUGACCACAUCCAAAAACCUUUGGAGAGUAAAAAUGACUCUAAAGGUGAUACGAGACAUCACACUAACAACAAACACUUUGACUGCUCUGAAUGUGGGAAAUCAUUUAGACGGAAGAGUGAUUUUACAGUACACAUGAGAAUACAUACUGGAGAGAAACCUUUUAGUUGCUCUGUUUGUAAGAAGAGUUUCUCCACAAAACAUUACAUGACCACACACAUGAGAACACACACUGGAGAUAAACCUUUUGCUUGCUCCGUUUGUAAGAAGAGUUUCUCCAGAAAGCGUAACAUUACCACACACAUGAGAUUACACACUGGAGAGAAACCUUUUACUUGCUCCGUUUGUAAGAAGAGUUUCUCCAAAAAGGGUGACAUGACCACACACAUGAGAACACACACUGGAGAGAAACCUUUUUCUUGCUCAGCUUGUGCUAAAAGAUUCAACACUAAGAAUGACAUGACCACACACAUGAGAACACACACAGGUGAGAAACCUUUUACUUGCUCUGUUUGUAAGAAGAGUUUCUCCAGAAAGGAACGCAUGACCACACACAUGAGAACACACACUGGAGAGAAACCUUUUCUUUGCUCAGCUUGUGCUAAAAGAUUCAACACUAAGCAGGAAAUGAUAUUGCACAUGAAAACACACACAGGUGAGAAACCUUUUACUUGCCCUGUUUGUAAGAAGAGUUUCUCCAGAAAGCAAAGCAUGACCAGACACAUGAGAACACACGCUGGAGAGAAACCUUUUUUCUUGCUCAGCUUGUGCUAAAAGAUAAAUAAAUGAUAAAUGGGAUAUACUUGUAUAACGCAUUUCUACCUUCAAGGUACUCAAAGCGCUUUGACAGUAUUUCCACAUUCACCCAUUCACACACACAUUCACACACUGAUGGAGGGAGCUGCCAUGCAAGGCGCUAACCAGCAGCCAUCAGGGGCAAGGGUGAAGUGUCUUGCCCAAGGACACAACGGACGUGACUAGGAUGGUAGAAGGUGGGGAUUGAACCCCAGUAACCAGCAACCCUCCGAUUGCUGGCACGGCCACUCUACCAACUUCGCCACGCCGUCCCACACUAAGAAGGAAAUUAUAUAGCACAUGAGAACACACACAGGUGAGAAAACUUUUACUUGCUCUGUUUGUAAGAAGAGUUUCUCCAUAAAGCAAACCAUGACCACACACAUGAGAACACACAAUGGAGAGAAACUGUUUAGUUGCACUGUGUGUGAUAAGAUGUUCAUGUUUAAGAAGCAGGUGAGUAAACACAAGUGUGUAACAGUCAUGGAAGCUGCAGAGAUUUAAAAACACUUAAACAGUGAUUGUGCUAAAUGUAGUUUAAAAACACAGCAUGUUUAAUAUGAAUGUAUAUUUGAUGUUGUAUGUAGUGCUUCUCAUCUUCUAGUCUUAUAUGUUGUCCUGUAGUUACUUUUUAAGUUGUGUGCAUGUAUUGAAUAUUAUAUAUGUAGCUACUAUUUUAUUCUAUUUUCUCAUUGUUUUAAGAGAGGGCAUUUUAUUUAAAUUUGUUUUUUUUUGUGUCUUAUAAAAUCACACAUUUUUUCGAUUGCAUUUUAUUGAUGUUAUUAUCCAAUUAAAAGUAUGAAUGAAUAAAAUGGUUAACAAAAUGUGGACUCUGGUAGAUUGGCAGCAUUGUUACAUCAUGGAUGUUAACUACUGCAAAACAUCAACAAAGAAGAAAAAGGCUGAAGUUAGCAACACAUCACUGAACUUUAGAGCCAUCGUGAGUGGA